Molecule: messenger RNA, 3743 nt
Organism: Vitrella brassicaformis
Lineage: Eukaryota; Vitrellaceae
Source: the annotation of a GenBank genome assembly
AUGGACAGCCACACGCCUCGCCGCGGGCUGUCCAUCCCUCCCAACAGCCGCUCAGCCGCCUCCAUGCGCGCCCCUUCCCGCACGCCCGUGCCGUCAUCUGCUUACCGCCCUCUGGUCGGCAAGCCAUCCCUGACGGGCAAGGCAUCGCUGGGCGGCAAGGCGGGCGCCCUGGUCAAGGGCGGCAAGAGGGCGGGAGCGGGUCUGCGUGUGAGCCAGUCGCUGGGCAAGGGGAGCAAGAGGGCAGAUCCCCGCAACUUCCAUGACCGUGGUUUCCAGAAGGAGUGCGGGAUGCAGCUGCUGCAGUACCUCAAUGCGCACGACUACCCGUACCCGAUGACGGCCAAGCAGCUCAACUCGCCCAGCCGCAACGACUUCUUCAACGUGGUCAAGUUCCUCAUCGGCGUCUACGACAACGAGUAUCGCUAUGACAAGUCCAUCGAAGUCGACAUAUCGUCAUUCUUCAGAUACGUCCGGUGAGCAUGGGACGACGAGGGCCAAACACAGAGAGGGGGGGAGGAGGGAGGGCAGAUGUCAUGGUGUGGUGUGGCGUGGCGUGGCGCGGUGUGGUCAGGUACCCGAACCCCAUCAGCAAGACGGCGUUGCUCAACGUGGGUGCGCCCAACACGUGGCCAUCCCUCCUGGCCGCCCUGCAGUGGCUCAUCGAGCUCUGCCAAUACGCCGAACAGGUCAACACAUACAUCCGACCCGUCAUCCAUCCAUCCAUCCAUCUCUUUCUUUGCGCGUCAGUUGGAUGACCGUGAGGACCCGUUCGGUGUGUCUGACGUCGAGGAGGAGGGCGCCCAUGGCAGCAGCGAAGCAUCGCCAUUGUCGCCCUCGUCUUCCCUGACGUCGUCUCUGCGUCGCGAGCAGUGGGUGUGUCUGAAGGAGACCUAUGCCCUCUACAUGGCGGGCGAGGACCACUACCCGGAGCAAGACAGACGACUCAGUAAGAUGAUGCACACAACACAACACAACAGAACACAGCGCAACACGACACACCCCUGUGUGCGCGGCGUUGGACGGCAUGGUGGUGUGUGCUGUUGACGUCCAUCCAUCCAUCCAUCCAUCAGAGGCUCACUAUGAGCAGAUGGAGUCGGCGUUGCAGACACGGCUGCAGAAUGCGCGCGAUGUGAGCCGGCAAACGGGACCCCACACAGACCCACGGGGAUGGCGCAUGGAUGGUUGAAUGAAAUGUGGUGGUGCGUGUGCCUUUGGCUGUCACUUACAGCGUUCGGCCGAGCAGGCGGCCUCGAAGCUGGGCUACCAGGAAGACCUGCAGAAGGAGGGUACGGUCAGACGACAUGAAUGCAUUCCUACACAGACAGACGGACACAAACACGCAAACACACACUCAUGUGGGUGUGGCUGCGUGUGUGGUGCAGAUACGUUGAAGGCGAGCAUCGCACGCAAGCAGACCGACAUGGAGAAACUCUCGCGGGAGAUACGUAGACUGCAGGAAAACCGACAGAAGAAGGCACGCACACUAACACUUGACACCCACAGGCGCCUAUGGCUGGGUACAUGUGAUAUAUGUGUGUGUAUGGUGUGCAGGAGGGUCCGUGGGGUGAGGUUGCCCGUGCGCAGCGUGAAGUAGAGGCCGUCAGGCAGAUAGUCCAGGAGCUGGUCAGUGAGUGAGUGAGUCAGAAAGGGAGAUGCACAACCUAUGUGUCCACACAUCCACACGCCCGACCACACUGCCCUCUUGCUGUUUGUGCGUGUGUGUGGUCAGAGUGCUGAGGAGAAGAGGCUCAAGGAGACGGUGGCAGCCCAGGAGGUGGGUGUGGGUGGGUGCGUUGGUGGGGGUAUGCCGUGUGUGGGUCCGUCCCUGUGUAUACGUGUGUGUGUGUGUGUGUGUCUUUGUGUGCAGAUAAGUGCGUCUGAUGUGGAGCAUCUGCUGAGCGAGCAGCGCAGAUACGAGACCAAAUACAAAGCUGACAGAGACGUAAGGACACCCAACACACAUACACGAAGGCGUCGAAUCUCUGUUGUGGUGCCCCUCCCCCAUCACUUCAGGACAAGGCCAAGUUGGACCACAGCGUCAUGCAGAUGGAGGAUAAGGUGAGUAUCGCCUCCCACACACACCAGACACAGGUCACAUAUGACCCAUCUGUCCAUUCCUCAGCUGCACCAGCGCCAGAGCUCCCUCUCAUCCAAUAGCCGAAAGGUAAACACGCGCAUGCGCACCGGGGCCGCUCACAACAAACCCCUCCCUCCCGCCCAUUUUCCUUUCCACACCCCAAUCGCAGUUGCAGAGCCUCAUGUCGGCCAUUCGUCACGACGGGCAGCUGCCCAGCACCGACUCGCCCACCAUCGGGUCGUUCCUGGCGCUGCCCACGCCGUGUCUGAUGCUGCAGUGCGAUGCGCUGCAGCCGGCCGCUCUCGAGCAGCACGAGAAGGACAAGCGUGAGUGGACAGAUGUCGUCGAUAGCGUGGUACGUGGGUGGCUGGGUGGGGUGGUUGUGGGUGGUGUGAUGCCAUCGGCAUACAUGUCUGUGUGUGUGUGUGUAGUUGGGUGUGGAUAGCCAAAGGUUUCGUGAUCAGCUGGAGGGGCUAAUCGAGCAGGAGGCCCAACACCAUAGCAAGGUAAGUGGGUGAGAUAUCUGCGGUGUGUCGUGCCGUGUGUGAAAGGCCUGUCGUAUUCUGUGAACAGUUGAGUGCUGAGGCGGAUGAGCUGCAGAGGGCCAUCGACGCCAUGACAAAGACCAUCAAACAAAACCAACAAGUACAUUCCCACCCUCCCUACCGACACGCACGCCGCCCAAACACACCACCCUCGGAUGCCCCCGCCUCUCUCUCUGUGUGUGCAGGCCAAGGACCGGUCUCACUGUCGGUAUGAGCGUCACGUGGACGAACUGCAGCGGCUGCAGAAGCAGCACGAGGAGGAAGUAAACAACAUCAACAAGGAGACACAGGUGGGCGAGUGGGUCGCCCACACAUAACAAUGCAUAGACCAGGGGACAAAUGGACGGUUUCUUGGUGUGUGUGUGUGUGUGUGUGUGUGUGUGUGCAGGCGACGAUAGCCAAGGUUGAGAAGGAGCAGGCGGACGAGGAACGCAGCCUGCGCCAAAUCGAGGAGGAAAAAGAGGCACUCCCACACAUCCAUCCAUCCAUCCACCCACAUGUAUCUGUCUUCUUUCCUUGUCUCUGUCUGGCAGCUGUUGCGUGACCAGAUCACCGCUCAGCGUGAGGAGUGGCAGCAGAGGGCCAAGACGGCAUGUGACAUCAUCAAAGAGGUACGCACACACAUGGCCAUGAUGCAAGACUCUGUCUGUCUGUCUGUCUAUGUGUGUCUCUCGGUCUGCAGAGUGUGCGCAUGGUCGAUGCUGCCCAGCCGCCUGUCGUCAAGGCACUCAACGAGUGAGAGAGAAUGGCAAGACACACGCCAAGAUCAUUUCUUUCUUCUGUGUGCCGUCCAUGUCUCUGCGUCACAUCAGUGGUUUCCAAGCCCUGGUAGACGUCAAGAAGCACCUCUCACAGCAGGAGGCCGCUAUGCCGCUGCGCAUGCCGACCUUCCCCACUGAUGAAGAGCCUCAGUGAUGGCUGGAUGGCCGCACAUUAGAUGGUCGACUGGGUGUGUGGAUGGAUAUGAGCGGUCGGUUGGGAUGCAUUCACGUGCCUUCGUGUGUAUACAUUCAGAAAGACACUGACUGGCCUGACCGACAGACUCAUUUUCUUUCCACAAGUGGCAGUCUUUGCUAACCAAACGACACAGUCAGAGUCCUCGGCAAACAGUCACAUCGCUG